AUGAUAAAAGUUAUACGCCAUUUUGUCAAACAUCAACUUAAUCGUGUUCAAAACUAUUUAGUUCACUCUAAAAAACCUUUACUGGCGGACUUCGCUGUUUGGGAUAUAUUGAAAGCAACGGGAAAAAACGGAGGCUCACAUUUUUGCAAGGGUUGGACUGACAGAAUGGACGAAACGUCGGCUUCAAAAAUGGCAAUGAAAUUAGAUCACAGUAAUAAUAGUAAUAAUAGUAUCAAAUCCUUACCUCAAAUUAAAGAAGCUGAUUAUGAGAAUAAUAAAUUAGAUAUUUUUCGAGGAAUUGUUGCAUCAAUGAUUUCUGAAUUUGCUGGGAAAACUGCCGACGAAAUUUUUAAAUUAUUGGAAGUUUCUAGAAAUCCUGAACUUGGAGAUAUCACUAUCGCACUUCCUAGACUUCGACUUUCAGGUGAUCCGAUCAAUUGGGUCGAGAAGCUUGUACCUAAUGAAUAUAUAAUUGAAGUUUCACAAGCCGGGCAUUACUUAAAUUUUCGAUAUUCACGUCCUCUUCUUGCAAAAAUACUUCUUGCUCAUAUUUAUGAGAAAAAGGAAAACUAUGGUAUAAAUCAAUCGGGAUCUGGUAAAUCGUGCGUUAUCGAUUAUAGUAGUCCAAACAUAGCCAAACCCUUUCAUGCUGGACAUUUGCGUAGUACUAUCAUCGGAAAUUUUGUCAAGAACGUCCAUGCUGCUAAUGGCUGGAAAGCCAUUGGAUUAAAUUAUCUUGGUGACUGGGGUAAACAAUAUGGUUUAUUGGCUAUUGGAUUUGAAAAAUUCGGAUCUGAAGAGGAAUUGCUUAAAAAUCCAAUUAAACAUUUGUACGAUGUUUACGUAAAAAUCAAUGCUAGUAUUGAAGGGAAUCCUGAAGUAGAUGAGCAAGCGCGUGCUUAUUUCAAGAAAAUGGAAGAUGGUGACGAAACCGCAUUAACUUUAUGGAGAAAAUUCAGAGAGCUUAGUAUAAAAAAAUAUAUGGAAACUUAUUCGCGUCUCAACAUUGAUUUCGAUGUAUAUUCAGGAGAAUCACAAAUAAGUAAUGAAAGCAUGAUGCGAGCAUUGAAUAUACUCAAAGAAAAAAAUAUUGCUAAAGAAUCUGAAGGAGCAUUAAUCGUCGAUUUGACCAAGUACAAAUUAGAUGUUGCAUUACUCCAAAAAAAUGAUGGUACUACAUUAUAUUUAACGCGUGAUAUUGGUGCUAUUCUGGAAAGGUAUGAAAAAUACAAAUUUGAUGCCAUUUACUAUGCGGUGAGUUCACAACAAGAAUUACACUUCAAGCAACUAUUCAAAAUCUUAGAAUUAAUGGGAAUUGAAUGGUUUGAUCGGUGUAAACAUAUAAAUUUUGGUAUGGUUAAAGGAAUGAGUACACGUAAAGGUACUGCUGUUUUUUUAGAUGAUAUUCUUGAACAAACUAAGGAAAGCAUGCAUGAAGUUAUGAGACAAAAUGAAAAAAAAUAUUCACAGAUAGAUAAUCCGGAUUAUGUCGCGGAUAUAAUUGGAAUUUCAGCUAUAAUGAUUCAGGAUAUGUCGGCUAAAAGAAUUCGUAAUUAUUCAUUUGAUUGGACUAGAAUGUUUUCUUUUGAAGGAGACACUGGUCCGUAUUUGCAAUAUGCUCACGCGCGUCUAUGUUCUAUUGAGCGUAAUUGUGGUCUUGAAAUAAAUCCAUCAGCAAACUUGGAUUUAUUAACAGAAAAAUCUGCGAUUGAACUUAUAAAUAUGCUUGCACAAUAUCCUGAUGUCAUUAAGUCUGCUAAGUACACGUUAGAACCAUGCACUAUUGUAACUUACAUAAUGAAAUUGUGUCAUAUUGUUUCGGUUACUUUAGAAACAUUAUAUGUGAUGGGAACGGAACGUCAAUUAGCUGAAGCUAGAUUAUUAAUGUAUUGGGCAGCUCGAAUAACACUGGGCAAUGCUCUUAAAUUGUUAGUAUUCAAUAAAUUACUCCCUUCAUCAAGAGCUGUUGUAUCAAAUACUAAAAAGAAUUUUUUAUUUCCUCGAGAAUUCCAUAAUUCUCAGUCUCUUCGUACUACAGAGCCAAUUAUGCAAAAUGAAAAUAUAUCCUAUGCUGUAUCAAUGACCUUUAAAAUACCCGAAAAAAUCCAAUUGAUACAUAAAAAUACCACAGAAAUUCUUAAAAAUAGUAAUAUGAUGAUAUCACCGUCACAAGGUGCUUUUUUUAUAUUCCUUAUUCAAAUGAUUAAAGCAAAGAGAAUAUUAGAACUUGGAACAUAUACAGGAUAUUCUGCAGCUUGUUUUGCUGAAGGAUUAAGAAGAAUGGGUAAUAUUAAUGGAGCAAAAGUAAUUUCAGUGGAAUAUGGGGAAAAAUAUCAUGAAAUGGCUUAUAAGAAUAUUAAUAAUGCUGGAUAUCUUGAUUUAGUAGAAUUGAUUCUAGGUGAUGAUGCGAAUAAAAAUGGAUAUAUAAAACAUUAUGAUAUCAUUCUUGAACGUAACUUACUUGCAGACAAUGGUAUUAUGGUUGCAGACAAUGUACAAAAUGUUCCAAAGCUUAAAGCAAAAGGUAAACUCAACCCAUUACAACAGAAACAAAAGAAAAUUGCUAUAGACUUACAUCAAUUUAAUGAAUAUGUGAAGAAUGAUCCAAGAACUAUACAAGUUUUAUUACCCGCUUUUGAUGGACUUAUGUUUAUAAAAAAGAAUAUUUGA
This is a messenger RNA of Diversispora eburnea, 2670 nucleotides long. The record is from the annotation of a GenBank genome assembly. NCBI's taxonomy places the organism in Eukaryota, Fungi, Glomeromycota, Glomeromycetes, Diversisporales, Diversisporaceae.